Messenger RNA from Electrophorus electricus (electric eel), 4596 nucleotides. RefSeq names its product axin 2 (conductin, axil) (gene axin2). Gene Ontology annotation, biological process: positive regulation of proteasomal ubiquitin-dependent protein catabolic process; cell development; negative regulation of canonical Wnt signaling pathway. The record is from RefSeq and is a predicted model, not a curated record. Gene Ontology annotation, molecular function: beta-catenin binding; protein kinase binding; molecular adaptor activity. NCBI's taxonomy places the organism in Eukaryota, Metazoa, Chordata, Actinopteri, Gymnotiformes, Gymnotidae. Gene Ontology annotation, cellular component: plasma membrane; beta-catenin destruction complex; nucleus.
GCGGCGGAUCACUUACUUCUGACGUUCCAAAGCCUCGGGGACUUGGCGCAAGAUUGCUCGGCUUUGAUAAGGUCCUUGCAACUUGGUAGCAACUUUUCUUUUGCCAACACUCUCGGUGAGCUUUUUGCGCACUUUCUUGCAGAUCCGCCAUCCAUUAUUCUUACCUUUUAGUUGGCUUUUUUUGUAUACUAUGCAUUAAUACUUCUAGCUGAAGUUGUUCUGGGAUGUAUACUUUUUCCCUUUACAAGUGCGCCAUUUAUUUUCUAUGUACCUUUCGGGACCGGACUGUCGGCUGCUCGCUUUGAUGUUCUCACUUAAACCCCGAGCCCAGUACGUAUUGGAGUAGCCUAAAGGAGAUCUGCCGUGUGGCAUGGAAGCCUGAGCGCCUGGGAAAGCACGGGAAAGACAGACCUUUUUCUGCAGGAAAGUGCGUUUUAGUUCCUUUUCAGCGACAAAAACACACAGAUCGCUGAACAAUAGGAGUGACGCUUAAGUGGAUAUUGUGGAUUAUUUUUCGCUUGUGGGAAAACUGGACUUUUGGGGGAGCAAACUCAUGGAUCGAUGAGAGAAGACGGGCAGAGCAGCUCUCCCCUGCUGACUUAAGAGAGUGAGGAGAUUACUGUAGAGCGCAGAGGAAGGGCGCGAGGCGGACAGGCUGCUGCUCGCGCUGGAGCCAUGAAUAGGGUACUAACAGACCCUGUCGUCAGUAGCUUCAGAGAAGAUGCUCCUCGCCCCCCCGUCCCGGGGGAAGAGGGUGAGACGAGAUGCUACAAUCCCAGCAAACUUGCCGUGAUGAGACCCAGAAACACUUUGAAAUCGCCGGUGACUGCUCCUCCCGGCUCCGCGGCGAGGAGAGAUGAGGACCGGCUCGGAGAACCCGAAGGGAGCGCCUCCCCGGAGUCGCCGCGUGCUCGGUGGACAAAAUCUUUGCAUUCGCUUCUCGGGGACCAAGACGGUGCACAACUUUUUCGGGAAUUUUUGGAGCGGGAGAAAUGUGUGGACACUUUAGACUUCUGGUUCGCUUGCAAUGGUUUCAGGCAGAUGGACCUCAAGGACACCAAAACGUUGCGAGUGGCCAAAGCGAUUUACAAGCGAUACAUCGAGAACAGCGGCGAUGUUUCCAAACAGCUCAAGCCUGCUACUAAAACGUUUAUUAGAGACAACAUUAAGAGGCAGCAGAUCGAUUCGGCGAUGUUUGACCAGGCGCAAACGGAGAUUCAGACAACCAUGGAAGAAAAUGCGUAUCAGAUGUUCUUGACCUCUGACCUGUACCUGGAGUACGGACGGAGCGGGUGCGAAAACCCCACACACGUCAACCCCAACGGACUCGCGAGCCUGAAACUUGUGUGUGGCUACUUGCCGACGCUUAACGAAGAAGAGGAAUGGAGCUGUAACGACUUUAAAGCCAAAGCGUUGGCUGUGGUCGGACUGUCCGCUAAAGCGCUACGCCCGGCUCCUUCACUGAGGGCUGUGGAGGUUGUGGAGAAAGGCUACAGGUCCUACAGACGUAGUGACACCACCAGCUCAUACCACCUGGUCUCCGGCUGCAACUUUGCCCCUGCCACCAGCGCCAACGACAGCGAGAUCUCCAGCGACGCCGCCACGGAUGACUCCAUGUCGGUGACGGACAGCAGUGUGGAUGGGAUCCCACCAUACAAACUGGGCAGCAAGAAACACCUCCAGAGGGAGAUGCAGAGGAAUGUGAGGAUGAAUGGCCAAGUGUCACUGCCUCCCUUUCCUAAGGUGCGUCCGCCGCCUAAAGAGAUGGCACCGGUGGAGCCGGCCAGGUUUGCCGCCCUGCUCAUCGCCCGGCUGGAGAGACUGCGGAGAGAGCAGGAGACCAUGAGCUCACUGGAGGAGAGACUGCAGCAGAUCCAGGAGGAAGAGGAACGUGAGGAGGCAGAGCUGUCCAAUGCAGGGGGCGGGGUUUCCCACUCCCUCCCCCUGCUCCCUGGGAGCGGGGCCUCCCACUCCCUCCCCCUGCUCCCUGUGGCCCCCUGUGAGGAGGACCCACAGGCUAUCCUGGACGAGCACCUGUCCCGCGUUCUGAAGACACCGGGCUGCCAGUCGCCUGGCGUGCAGCGCCACUCACCCCGCUGUCGCUCGCCCGAACUACGGCCCCUGCCCCGGGGGGCCUCUGGCGGGCCCCGUCCCCUGGCUGGCCCCACCCCUGCUGCCGCCUACCCGCCGGGACGAGCGCUCGCGCCCCGCCCCUCCACCAAGCUCGUCCACCACCACUACAUCCACCACCACUCCACGCCCAAGAGCAAGGAGCAGAUCGAGUCGGAGGCGGCCCAGAGGGUGCAGGGCGUGUGCCCCGGGGUGGAGUGCUGCCACUCGCCCCACGGACGCAGCCGCAGCCUGGGCCGGGAGCAGGCCAACCACGCCCACGCAUCCCUGAUAGGAUGCUCCAGCUCUCUGUCCAAGCGCCUGUGUAAGUCAGGUGAGGAGGUGAGUGGUGAAGGCACGGGCACCUCCACCCUCCAGCUGCCCAUGGACAGCGCCGACCGCUCACAGAACGUCUGGCAGUGGAUCCUGGAGAGCGACCGACAGGCCCGACACAGGCCGCACAGCACCCAGAGCACCAGGAAGCUGUACGGCUCCGACUCGCCCGCCUUGGCCGGAGCCAGUGGCAGCGGGCACCUCCGUGCCCCCCAGCCCGCCCACCCUUUCGUCCAGGAUCCAGCCAUGCCCCCUCUGCCCCCACCCAACACCCUUGCCCAGCUGGAGGAGGCCUGCCGGCGCCUGGAGGAGGUCUCCAAACCCCCCAAACAGAGGCAUUCGACCCCAGGCCUUCAGAGAGAGCGGAACCAGCCAGUGUCUGUGCAGAACAGCGCUGUCUCCCUCCCCUCCACAGGCCCACACACUGACGAUCAUAUGGAGCCAAAGCAAGCGUGCGGAGGCCCCGCGGCUGUCGGCGCCGAGACCGUGGUCACCUACUUCUUCUGUGGUGAGGAUAUCCCCUACCGCCGCAUGAUGAAGAGCCACAGCCUUACCCUCGGCCACUUCAAAGAGCAGCUCCGCAAGAAGGGCAACUACCGGUACUACUUUAAGAAGGCGAGUGAUGAGUUUGAGUGCGGGGCUGUAUUCGAGGAGGUGUGGGAUGAUGGAAGCGUUCUGCCCAUGUAUGAGGGCAAAAUCCUAGGCAAAGUGGAGCGAGUGGACUAGCAAGGCCAUGCCCACUGCCACGUGCUCCCUCUGGAACAGCCUUCCGUACAUGGACUUAUCUCGCCACGUGCUCUCGUCGAAACAGCUUUCCGUACAUGGACUUAACUCACCACUCAAGGCCGGCAGACACAGAUACGGACUUCUCCACAUAGACCUGUGUUGUUCCAAGCUAAAGAAAUGUUAAUAUAUCCACCAAACGUUUUUCUUUGUUUGUUUAUUUCGUUUUGGCUCACCAAGCUAUUGAAGGAAUACUAGCCAAUGAAGUAUGCCUAUUGGUUGAGAACAUCAACAUUGCAUCCUGGGAGAUCUGGCACCAUUCCUACAAAUUGGAGCACUCCAGAGACACUAUGAGUAUGACCACUGUGUGAACAGGCAGGUGACUGGGUUGUGUGUGCCAUGUUGAUUGUGUUUUUGUUUUUAGAACAAUACUCCGAAGCCACCCGCACUAUGGACUGCUGAGCAAUGUUGAGUUUGUGCUAACUGUAGUGUUUGAGAGUGUGUGUAAGUGUAAGUGUGUGUGUGUGUGUGUGUGUAUACAGAGGUGCUUAUAUGUGCACGUUAUAUUAUGCUUUUGUCACAGAAAAGACUAUUAAUAUUUAUUAAACUGUCAUGUCCCUCCUGCCCCAUGUCCAGCUGAUGGACAAGCUGCUUGUUGAAUUGGGAGAUCUUUCCAAUGAAACACAUGCAUGGACCUAAGUCUGACUACAGCCCCUCCCCCGUCCAAUUAAUGGACUACGCUGAGAGCCUGUGCCAGCCAGUCAGGACAUGACUUCCUCGCUGGACCCACCCACUUCUCCCUGCCCUCUCUGGUGAUUUGGUAGCCCGUUCAUCACGGGCCACGUGCCCUGUCACAUUCUGUAUGGUAGUGCCUUUGACUUCUCGGGGCCUAGGCUUGGCGCAAACGUGAACGUCCUUGUCCUGGAACACACACAAGAACGUGAUAUUAGUGCGACAACAGCCGACCCCAGCCCCUCCUUCUCCCUGGAAACCUGCGUCGGAAACCAGUCGAAAGAGCACGUGAGCAGAGUCGCGUGCGUCCUGUACCGAAGCCUGGGCCGGGGGGCGGAGUGUGUGGGCUCCUGGCUAGGCUUGAGAUGAGCCAGCGGAGGAGCGUUCCCUAACGCUGAUGGCUCAGACGUCCCUGUGCCUGCGUGGACACCAUGCUAUGUGCUACCCUGCUUCAGGGUGUAACUUUCCCUUGCUUUUCUAAAGGGGUUUAUGUUUCAAAGAUUUUUUAUGCUUUUUUUUUCAAAUCUCGUAAUCAUGAUAUUCUGUUUUGUUUUGUUUUCGCUUACCAAGGCUUUUGUUCCACUUAAAUGUAAAUUAUGCAUUAUAUAGAACAUCAUUUUAAAGAUGACUUGGUACUUUAAUUAUUGUAAUUAUGAAGAGAUGUAGCCUUUAUUAAAAUGUUUAUAUUUUUCAAAUUAA